GGCAGUGAAGAAGAGCGAGGCGGUGCGGAAGGUCCAACGACGACUGAACCCAACAGUGACUCGACAAACCCCGCGCAGUCCACUGCCGGCGCCCGGCCGCCCGAGAGCGAAGGGCAGACGCAAGGGGCGGCGGCGGCGCAGAGCAGUGGCCAACCCGACGCUGUGCCGCCGCUGCGCGGAGGUGAGAGCGGUGGAGGGUCCCUAACCCCGGCGGAGGGACGCGGGGCAGCCGCCGCCGAGGCGCAGCAGCAGGGCGAGGCGGCGGGCCCCAGCACCGUCACUGAGGGCGCCGCGCCUACCGCGCGGGCCGAUGCGUCCGAAGUCGCUCCUGCGGCCACCAACGGUGCUGUCGCCCCCGCUGGUGCGAAGGACGGUGCUUCUGCACCGGCCAACCGGCCAUUUGCUAAUGCCGCCGCCUCCGGGAGCGCAGCGCCAAGCAACGCGGACGGCAGUGACGUCACAACCACUUUUUUUGUGCGUGCCCCACUGCUGCUGCUGCUCACGGCUGCCCUUGCCUGUGCUGCUGCGUAG
Molecule: messenger RNA, 531 nt
Organism: Trypanosoma conorhini
Lineage: Eukaryota; Euglenozoa; Kinetoplastea; Trypanosomatida; Trypanosomatidae
Exons: 1
Source: RefSeq, a predicted model, not a curated record